Molecule: messenger RNA, 3624 nt
Organism: Ciona intestinalis (vase tunicate)
Lineage: Eukaryota; Metazoa; Chordata; Ascidiacea; Phlebobranchia; Cionidae
Source: RefSeq, a predicted model, not a curated record
CCCAUAAAACUAUAACGGUCAAAUCAAGUGAACAGAAAGCAAAUAUAACAUAAAACUUGCAGGUAAAGCAUCAUUCAUGGUUUAGAUAUCAUUAUAACUUGCAUAAGCAGCCGAUCGUCCUAUGAAACAAGGAACCAAAAUGUGGCAUCUGUUGUGUGCGAUCAUAUGCUUGUUACAUGCACCACAACUUUCAGAAUGUUUGGCUCAAUCGGAUUUGAACUACAUCGGGGAAAAUUUGAAUGUGCAGUUUAACGUGAUCAAUAAUUUAAAUGGAAAUAAUGAAAACUUCAACGCUGAAGUACUUUUGCAUAACACUGGACCUUCAGUUAUAAAUAAGGAUUCAUGGGAAAUAUUCUUCUAUAGUUUGUACAUGAUAGAACCAGAUCACUUACCAAAUAUUGCGGGUUACGAAAUCCCUCAAACAGGACUCACGUUUUAUCACGUGAAUGGAAUUCUGUUUAAAUUUAGCCCUACCGCUAAUUUUAAAAGUCUUCAGCCUGGCGCUACUUUAACUGUCAGUCUGGUGAUUCAAUAUUGGAGCGUAUCUAGAACUGAUCACAUGCCCCGCUGGUAUGUUGCUUCUCAAGGUUUUUUACCAGUGAUGUUAAAAUCAACGGAAAGUGAUUCGGAGUUCGUUGGUAGCUUUGAUACAAAAGAUAAAUACAAGAGAUAUGCUGAUGACAGAUACCACCCAUUUUCCGGAGAAGAUAGAUACGCAAGAUUUAGCUCCAUGAACCACGAAGCAACACCAAAGCCAAUUAUACCAACACCCACCGAAAUUACGGUGGAAAACGCAGAUACGUUGGUCGAUAACACUUGGAAAAUAAAUUGUCUUGAACCAUUCUAUCAAAAAGAAUGUCAACUUUUAUCGGAUUUCUUUAAGAUCAAUAUACAAGAUACAGUAAUAACUGAAAAGGUCAUAACAGUACGAAAUCAAAAUGUUGCAGUCGACGAAGCUUUGUACACCGAAGAAGCGUAUGCACUGACAAUAGGAAGUGGUUUAAUUAUCAUUGAAGCUCCAGAUUCAAGCGGAAUAUUUUAUGCAAGUCAAUCGUUAAAAUCAUUAACAAAGAAAAAUGGAGACUCAUUCACAAUAAAACAAGCCUCAAUUAAGGAUGCCCCUAGGUUCCAAUACCGUGGUAUGCAUAUUGAUGUGGCAAGAAACUUCGUCCAAAAAUCGGACCUAUUAAAUUUGAUUAAAGUUAUGGGAAUGUAUAAGCUGAAUAACUUACAUUUACAUCUGACUGACGAUGAAGGAUGGCGAAUUCAAAUGGAGUGGUGCCCGGAACUUACGUCGAUAGGUGCUAGAAGAGUGCACGAUGUAAAUGAAACAGAGGGGAUUAUUCCACAAUUAGGGUCCGGGCCUUUCAACGACACAAGUGGAAGUGGGUUUUAUUCGAAAAAUGAAUACAUAGAAAUCUUAAUGGAAGCAGAAAAGAAUCAUAUAAGGGUGAUUCCUGAGAUAGAUCUACCAGGCCACGCGCAUGCAGCGAUUAAAUCGAAUUUACAAUACUACAAACGGUUGCUAAGCGAAGGUGAAAAUCAAGAGGUAGCGGAAGAUUCCUUAAUUUCGGACUUACAAGACAAAUCUAAAUAUUUAUCUGUUCAAAUGUUUACUGACAACACGGUUAACCCUUGCAUACCAGGAACUUACACGUUUAUAAGGAAAGUUGUUAAAGAACUUGUAGAUCUUCAUAAUGGAGUUCAGAAUUUGACCGUGUUCCACUUGGGUGGCGACGAAGUGGUUGAUGCGUGGACAGAAUCAGAGAAAUGUCGACAAUUUUUAAAUGUUACUACUAGUUUUCCGUCAAGUGUUAGUGACCUGAUGGAGUAUUUCAUAAAAGUGGCGAGCUACUCUGUUUUGAAUGCGACAAGUAAUAAUCUGAAGUUGGGGUUUUGGGAAGAUGGUGUACUUGGGGAAGGCGAUGAACCAUAUACUAAACCAGAUAUAUCUGAUGAUGAUGUUAUAGCGUACGCGUGGCAAAACAUAUGGGAAUGGGGUGUUGCUAACCGAGCGUAUAAGCUCGCCAAUGCCGGAUAUAAGGUGGUUCUUUCUCAAGCAACUCAUUUGUAUUUUGACAUGCCAAAUGAACCUGAUCCGGAAGAACGAGGACUUUACUGGGCAUCAAGAUUUACUGACAGUUUCAAAACGUUCGGAUUCAUGCCAGAUUCUGUUUACGACAAUGUUGAUGUAAAACGUAGUGGAGAAUCAUACACAAAGUCAGAGCUUUGUCAAACAGAUGGCGCGUGUACGCCUUUAGAUAAGCCAGAAAACAUACUGGGAAUGCAAGGACAACUGUUCUCCGAGACUGUCAGGACGAAACAAGAUUUGGAAUAUAUGAUAUAUCCUAGAAUAAUAGCUUUAGCUGAACGUGCCUGGCAUAAGGGUGCUUGGGAAGCUACAUCUGGUGCGGGUGGCAACAUGGACUUACGCGAUAAAGAUUGGUCCGAAUUUGCUGCAGCAGUAGGAACAAAGGAAUUAAAUAGACUGCAUGACCUUGGUAUCGAAUACCGAAUUCCAUUACCAGGAAUCAAACAAAUGAUUAGUGCAAACGAAACUGGUCCAACCAUUACAUGUGAGUUUCCUGGGUUAGAAAUUGCUUAUCGAGAAGUUGGUGCUGACCAAUGGAGAACAUCUGUGUGUUGGAGCAUACUUCCACUUGCAGUCAACAAAGAUUAUGAAUUUAAAACUGUUUCAUUUGGAAGGGAGAGUCGCACCAUGAAAGCCACGAUACAAAUGAUAAACCCACCAACCCCGCAGACAACUACUAGUGGUUAUCAACGUGUGCUUGGUUUGUCUCGCCUGUACUGCAUCUGGUUUUCAUUUCUGUCUUACUCUCUCACCAUUAACAUGAUUUAAAACUUCUCUCACUUAUAUAACAAUGUAUGCUGUACCUAUAACACCAUAUAGGCAUAUACGCACUCGCUGCAUUAUAUACACAUGCUUUAUGUUUAAAUAAUUUACGUCGUUUAGCCUCAAAGUUAGUACGGCGUUCUCGGCUGAGUUUCUUACUGCAUUUUACUGCAUCGCAACUCACGUUCAUUAGUUUUAUGCACCGCAAUAUUUUAAGCAUACAGUCUUUCUAAAUAAUUAAUUACAACUCGCACAACCAAUUUGAAGCAGGUACGUUAAUUUUGUUCACUUAUACUUGACACGUAUCUCCAUUACAAAGCUGGAUAAACUCGAGAAACACAUUUCUGCUAUGAAAGUCAAGUACCAUUUUUGUUUUUGUGAAUAAUAGCUGGAAUUUUCAAACGAAAAAAACAUAGACUGGAACAAGUGUGAUUUAUCGUAAAUAUCGGUAACGAGAAUUAAGAAUAAUCACUAAAUAUUUUCGGCUUACUGCUUUAAAACGUUCAAUUCAUUUGCAGUUUGUACACUAUAUAUAUAAGUCUUAAUACUUUUCGCCCAUAUGUCAACUCAAAAUAAGCACCCAAGGCGUAUAUGGAUAUCGUCCGGCACGGUUUUAUUGAAAUGGGCUCUUUGAGUGUGAGCCAACGAAACAUAUUUAACACCCUCUAAUACUAAUACACACCAUAGGUUGAGGAAUUCACAAAUCUAAUUGCUAGUACAAUUUACUUGAUUCAGCUGCUACCAUUUUAAAUAAACUAUAAUUGCGCACA